AACAAUAAUAUUUAUUUUAUUCAGAACUUCUAAAUAAAAUGGACGCGUGUUCUGCUGUGGGAAGAGAGGCUGAUAAAGUUCUAUCAAAAUUUUCUAAUCUGGGAAAGACUAUUAAUAAAAGUAUCGAUGAUCAAAUAAGUCAAAUAGAAGCAUUGCGUGCAGUACUUGCCACAGGAGAGGACGAGCAACUUACCAGUGUGCACAAAACUGAUCUCAAGCAUCUCACACUAAAGAUCUCUGAUGGUAUAGGAAGAAUCGCUACUGAGCACAGAGACCUACAUUCAACUGUGUCGAAGGUCGGGAAAGCUAUAGACAGAAACUUUGUCUCAGAUUUCGACUCAACCUCACGAGAAGAUGUUUUAAGGGGCCCUAAUAAAGAACAUCUGUUAAAUGAAGUUAUUCUGCAGCACUUGUACAGACAAGGUCACCUAACUAUUGCUCAAACUCUGGCAGAGGAGUCUGGGGUACAUGAAUACAAAUCUCAGAAAGAACCAUUUCUAGCACUCAAUAAUAUUCUAGGAGCACUAAAGGAGAGAAAUCUAGAACCUGCUUUAAAUUGGGCUGCAGAAAACAGAGAUGCGUUAAAUUUGCAGGGUUCGAGUAUAUUCUUCUCUCAAACUGAUGGUCGUGCAACAGUACAGCAGAAGUCCAGCCUGGAACUACGCUUGCAUAAACUAAAAUUUGUCGACCUCCUCAACAGUGGGGACAGGAUGCAGGCAAUAUUGUAUGCCAGGAGAAAUUUUCCAAACUUCGUUCAAGGUCAAGAGAAAGAGAUUCAGGUUUUAAUGGGAGCAGUAAUGUAUGCGGGUCCAGAUCUUAAAUCUUCUCCAUACUCGAGCCUACUUGAUCCUUGUCACUGGGCUGAGAUAGAAGAUAUGUUCCUCAGGGAUGCGUGUGCUCUCAUGGGACUUUCUGUUGAAUCUCCUUUAGCUGUAGCAAUUAAUGCUGGCUGUACUGCACUGCCUGCCCUUCUCAAUAUUAAACAAGUUAUGCAACAAAGACAGGUUGCUGGUGUUUGGAAUGCUAAAGACGAACUUCCCAUCGAAAUAGAUCUGCCUGAAAACAUGAGGUUUCAUUCUGUGUUUGCUUGCCCGAUUCUUAGACAACAGGUCUCCGAAGGGAAUCCUCCCAUGAGAUUAACAUGUGGACACGUUAUUUCAAGGGAUGCGUUGAACAAGUUGACAACAGGUCACAAGCUCAAGUGUCCUUACUGCCCAAUAGAACAGAAUCCUGUUGAUGCUAGGAUUAUCUAUUUUUAAAUUUGUUCAUGUUUUCUCCAGCAGGAGCCUGGGUUAUAUCAACACUAGUUGCCCAUAUUGCAAUAAAUAUGUUCAUAUAUUUUUUUGAAGUAUGUCUCAUGCUAAUUAUUUAAGUGUGUCAUUUUGACCUAAAAAAAAAAUAUUGGAAAACCAUUGAAAAUGUUCGAACUCCAACCCCCGCUCCCAGAAAAAAUAAGUUAGAAUUUUCUUUUGAUAAAAUUUUAAUUUUAUUUUCUAAAUAUCUUUUAGCUAAAUUGUCUGUUUUCCUCGAUAUUUUGUAUAUCUUUUUAUAAAGUAAAUUUUGUGUUUAUAUAAAUAAAUAAAUCCUUCAAUUAA
This is a messenger RNA of Eurytemora carolleeae, 1595 nucleotides long. RefSeq names its product protein RMD5 homolog A (gene Sou). The record is from RefSeq and is a predicted model, not a curated record. Gene Ontology annotation, cellular component: GID complex; nucleus; cytoplasm. Gene Ontology annotation, biological process: proteasome-mediated ubiquitin-dependent protein catabolic process. The transcript is spliced from 12 exons. Lineage: Eukaryota; Metazoa; Arthropoda; Copepoda; Calanoida; Temoridae. Bases 39 to 1259 code for a protein of 406 amino acids. Gene Ontology annotation, molecular function: protein binding; ubiquitin protein ligase activity.